GUAUGUUUGACGUUUGCGCUGUCAUUUGUUCAGUUUUGUUUUUCUUUGCUUUGUUUUGCGUGAUUGUUUGAUUGCGUCAAAAAUAUUUAGAAAUAAUUGUAUUUUGUGUAUUUUAACUAAUCGAAAUCGUGUUAAAAUUUGUGGUGGUUUAGUGUGUGUGUAUAUACAAAGUUAUAAAUAAUGGCUACAGCACCCAGCGAGUUAUCGAUUGCUGAAAUCAGAAACUACAUGCUCAGUAAUGAUUCCAAGGUGACAAAUCAUGCGUUGGUUAAGCAUUUCAAGCACUUUCUCACCAAACCCGAAACCCAAAAUGAGGCGCGCAAAUUGUUCAAAGUUUACGUGAAUAUUUUGUCGACAAUAAGAAAUGAAAAUAAUCAAAAAUACUUAAUAUUACGUAAAAAGUACAUUCAUGAACUGCCAAGUAAUGAUAUUGUUCAGCGUGCACUCGCCACAGCAGGAGCAGAAGCAGUGCCCAGUAGCCCAAGUGGCAUGUCGGUGAUAUCGGAAAAUGCUAUUGUAUCGCCUAUGCGACAGCCACCACCAUACGUGCCACCACCUGAAGUUGCGGUCCCCGACAAAAAUUGUGGUUGUUUGGAUCAAAUAGUUGAAGUGGCCACCAUUGAAACAAGUAAAACAGCCCAAGAAGCCUUGGUAGAGCCUGAAAAGGAUGUGGCAGCAAAGAAAAAUCCUGAAGAAAAUCAUGAAUUGGAAGUUGAAAAGCGUUUAAAAGCUAUUUCCAAAGAGAGUCAUAAAGAGAAUAAGGAAAAUAUACCACGAUUUUCCUUUUCAUCGGAAGGCUCGGCUACUUCACUUAGCAGCAAGUCCAGUAAGGAUACAAUUGAUUCCGAUGUUGAUCCACCCGGCAGCAAUGUCAGCGUCAAAGAGGCUACUCGUAAGUUUAAUCGUUUAGUGUCCGAAGAAGAAGCUAAAGCAGCAGUGGUUUCACCAUCGGGAAAAAAGAAGAUUGAAGAAAAAGACGUGAAGAAGAAUGAAGCUCAAGAAACCCCUGAAGUGACCAUGGCUCAUAAAAAGGCGAAAGAAUGGAUUGUAGCCAUGGCAAGGGCUAACUAUCAAGAUCUGUCCAAACUGGCUACAGAAUAUCCCGAAUUGGUCAAACUACACGAUCCUUUUACGGUAAGUUAGAAUGCAGAAAAAUCAUAUUUUGGAUAUACAUACAAGUGAUCUUGGAGUUCCUUGAAGAGCACUAUUAGUGGUAUUUUCAGGAAUUUUUCACCCAUGUCACAUAUAUAUUUAAUAUAUGGUUUUUGGUAGAUUAAGAUUUUUGAUAGCCGUAGAUUUUUUUCCAACUCGUCGACCUCGACGAAUGAAUUCUGCUGCAACAAUCCAACACUUAAAUUGUAUAUUAAGAAAACUCCCUUGAUAGAACGGAAUCAACCAACUGGUCCUUAAGACAAGAACUAUAGUAGGAAUACUAACAGGUCAUUGUCAAAUAGGAAGACAAGCCGACGACAGGCUAGGGAAAUCACAUAAUGACUGCCAAGGAGUAGAAGAAGAAGAAGAGACUGUUGUACAUCAUCUAUGCGAAUGCAAUGUUAUAAAAGAAUCACAACAAUCAGACACGGUUUUAUCGACGACAUUUUGGAGGUUGCACAAUUGAAUCUUUUUUGAGUUGAUCUACUCCACAAAGGCCACCGAGUGGUUCAGAGAGGACAUUUUAGAGUAAAGGGAUUCUAGUCCAAUAACAAUUUGACAUACAUUUCUUAUAGGAUGAACCUUUAUUUGUAUUAUCUGUACUGAUUACUGCUGGAGCUCUUCUUUAUUUGCGGACUACUGAAGAAACCAAGUGAAGUUCAUAGUCCAUAUCGAUUAGGUUUUAACAACGUGGUGGUUUUAAUCGUUCAUAUGGCAGAUUUAUAUUCGAAAAAUAACUUCUCUGAUUUAAAUUUUAAUCUGCACAAAAUAAGCAUUCUAUAGAUAUUUAAAUAUGUUUCCGCAGAUCUAUACAUUUUAGUUGAAAAACCCAAAUAAUAGAACUAAAUUCGGGAAAUAUAUACUUUUAUACACACAUUGCAUGAUCUUCGUCAAAUAUCGUUUUGUCCAUUUUUAGUUCCAAAGUGCCCACUCUUAUGUUCUAACUGUUGUAGAAAACAAUUUUAUGAAAAUCCAUAAAUAAAUGUCAUCCUAUAAGUGACUAAAAGCUAGUCCUAAUGGCGAAAAUCGACCAAAUUACAUACAAAACUUCAUCGAUUCUUCUCAUUAAAAAUAGCAGUAAUCAUAUUACCAUAUUUUAUAGAAACAAAUUAGCUAGGCUCAUGUCAAUAGAGUCACAACAAAAAUUAUUAUUGAUUUUUAGUUGAAGUGUGGGUACUGAAUCACGCCUUGGGCAUAUUAACUGUAUUUUAACACAUCUGAAUAACUGCUAGGUAGCGGGUAUAACUCACUGUAUAAUUUCUGACAUGACUAGAGUUAUAAAACAUAGUUUAACGACUUAAUAAUGCCACAGCGCGGCAAUGCCAUCACCUGUUGAGCUGCCGAUGGACAGUUGCUGACACGCGUUGACCGGCUUGGCACAAAUACAGCGGCGCUGCACGGUGUGCUGCAAGCUACAAUUACGCCUUUUUCACCUUUCCAGCUGCCCGGUGCGAAUACUUAUCGAUCGCUGCGGCUGACAAAUAAGCGCCUCAACACGCCACUCUACAAUGUCCAUCAACAAUACGAAUUGGCAGGAGGUAGUUAUGAAAGCAAUUAAGGAUAUCGAAUAACGCUCAGAAAAUAUCAAAACCGACGCUAAGAUACGUCUCCAACGAACUGAAGGGUAGACAGUGUGAUCGUACCUAGCAAAGCUCUUGCCCAUGCGCCAACACUUGCCUGUGGUGAGAAUAAAUGAUGACGCACAGCUGCUGAUCAAUAGCACGCGCUUGAAGAGCCAAUAAAUCAUUGUGGCGAUAGCCUGACUGAGGCAUACAAAUUUUGUCAGAAUCCUCCCGAAAAACAACCAUGUUGAAACGAAUAAAAAUUCCAAAGCAAUAACCUCUUGCGAACUCAUUUUGCCAAUUGCCUGUAAGUAACCUAAUUAGUAGUGCUGAGCGAUGCACACCUGCCAACCGCGCAUGCGCGCACUAUAGUACGAACGUUGGUGGACAGGACAACGGCAGGACUCGCGCGCAUAUUAAAACUAGAGCAAAAGCAUACCGAAGGCUAUAGUAUGUGUACAAAAAAAUAUUGGGCGUUUGCUCAUUAAAUAUUCGCAUUCGUAACCGUUCAUUGUCAACUCAUAAGUAUGUCAAUAAAAAGAAUUUCAAAAUAAUGAUACUAACAAGCAUGAUUAAAGUAAACAAGCGCAAUUGUCGUUUAAAUGACAAGUUUUGACAACUUGUAAAAUGACAUGGCCGCGAGCUGUCUAUCGACGCGAGAUCGCCGCGUAGCUUUGAAAGGACGCGCCUACGAACAAACGUGCAAACCCGACGACAACGAAGCGCUCACAUUAUAAAUACGAAGUAAAGAACUUUUGCGUCAGUGUUGCAAGCAUACUGCCUAUAUUUAGGACCCCUUCGCUGCACAAUUGCUCGACUAAAAUUAAUAAUCCGCGUAAUUUGGUGAUUUUGAGCCGCGCAAACACCGAACACACUCACGCAGCGGCUCUGCGAAGUGACCUUUUGUGCGGUCGCCGUCGCUGCGCGUGCAUUUGUUUUGCGCUUAAUAUGUCAUUUAGAUCGUUUGUCGACGAUAAGCACGUCAGCCGUCUGACGGAUUGUUUUGGCUGAUGGUUUGACGUGGUUUUGAUGUUGUUAGCCGGUCGUUAGCUUUACUCGGCUCGGUUUCACUAUUCACUUUUACUUGUUUCUGUCUUGUUUUCAAGUUUUUUCCUUUUUUUCCUGCUGCUUGAUAACUGCCGCUCAUGAAUUGGCCUAAAUUACAAGUAUUAUUUUGGGAAUAGUGUGUUGAAUGCUCAAAUUGUUUUACCCUCGUUCCCUUUUGUGGGGAGAGGGCGUUGCGGUGUCAAUGCGAAACGGAAAUGUAAUUUCUAAUCAAUUAAGUCUUAUCGCGUCAAUAAAUAGAAAAUAAUUGCUCCACAUAUAGGUGACAAUGGCUUAUGGGGGUGGCUUGCUAUUUAGCUGUAAAUGAUAGCUUAGAAGAAAGGUCAAUGCAGAGAGUAUGUGUUAGCGGCAAAAAGUGCCUUGGGAAUGUGCACAAUUUUGACAUGAAAUUAUGAUUUCGAUCUUCAAAUGCCACAAUAAGUACGAGUUAUUAUUACUAUUAGCUGGUAUAAUGACUAAAGCAGUUGUUAAUAAUAAAUCUGUGAAAAUAUGUAUGCAGUUGUGAUUGCGCUGAUAAGAUUGCUGUCGAGUUCUAACGAGCUACAGGAAUAAGAACAGGUGUUGUCAUAUUUUAGGUCAUUAAGGAUCUGUAUAAAUAUUCGUUUAUAAAUAUAAACAUGAAGGUUUACAUACAAGCAUACUUUGUAAAUAAUUAGUGUCUAGUAGCAGUUUAGUUCUAAAUUAUUUGACCUAAAACCAGUUGAUGACCAGAGUAUACUGUGUUUGUGGAGGGAACACUUCUCCAGCCUGCUGAAUGGCAGUGAAAGUACAACACCAGGAGAUGGCGAACCCGAUUCCCCAAUCGACGACGAUGGAACAGAUGUUCCAUUGCCCGACCGUGAAGAAAUUAGAAUAGCAAUUACCCGC
Molecule: messenger RNA, 4646 nt
Organism: Zeugodacus cucurbitae (melon fly)
Lineage: Eukaryota; Metazoa; Arthropoda; Insecta; Diptera; Tephritidae
Product: ankyrin repeat domain-containing protein SOWAHB
Exons: 4
Coding region: 181-1143 (320 amino acids)
Source: RefSeq, a predicted model, not a curated record